UUUUAGUGGCAAUAUCAUGCCAUAAAUGUCCGACAUCGGCAUUUCACAUACGUGUUAUGUUUAUUUUAUUUGUACUCUAAUUGGUUUUAAGAAGUUAUCUGCUGCAUAAAAAUGAAGUAUUUAUAUUUAUUAUUUAUUUUUUGGACUAUAGUUAAUUGUGACGAACAUACACAUACAUAUAAAGAUGGUGAACAAGUGGUGCUCUGGAUGAAUACAGUAGGGCCGUAUCACAAUCGCCAAGAAACGUAUGCAUAUUUUUCAUUACCUUUUUGCGUAGGUACUAAAGUUACCAUUGGACAUUACCAUGAGACCUUAUCUGAAGCACUACAGGGAGUCGAAUUGGAAUUCAGUGGUCUUGACAUCACUUUCGGGGAUAAUAUACCGGCGCAGCAAUUUUGUGCCAUUGAACUAAGUGAUCAAUCCUACAAAGCACUCGUGUAUGCGGUUAAGAAUCACUAUUGGUACCAAAUGUACAUAGACGAUCUACCGAUAUGGGGAACAGUCGGCGAAAUUGAUGGGGACCAUUAUUACAUUUGGACUCACAAGAAAUUCGACAUUGGAUACAAUGGCAACCGAAUUGUGGAAGUGAACCUUACAGCUGAGAAUAAGGAGCUACUUACACCCGACGCGAACAUUCCGUUUACUUAUGAAGUUAAUUGGAAGAAAAGUAAAAUCAACUAUGAAGAUCGUUUUGACAAAUAUUUGGAUCCAAACUUCUUCCAGCAUCGCAUUCAUUGGUUCAGUAUUUUUAACAGUUUUAUGAUGGUUAUAUUCUUAGUAGGAUUGGUUUCUAUGAUACUCAUGCGAACACUCCGAAAAGACUAUGCAAGAUAUUCAAAAGAUGAUGAUCUGGAUGAUUUAGAGAAGGAUUUGGGAGAUGAAUAUGGUUGGAAACAAGUCCAUGGUGAUGUGUUCCGACCUGUCCCACAUUUACCAGUAUUUUCAGCACUGAUUGGAAGUGGAUAUCAACUCACAGUGGUGACAUUAGCCGUUAUCAUAUUCACCAUAUUUGGUGAACUUUACACUGAAAGGGGCUCUUUACUUUCCACAGCCAUAUUUAUCUAUGCUGCCACAUCUCCUGUAAAUGGAUACUUUGGAGGAUCUUUGUAUGCUAGGAUGGGGGGUAAGCUUUGGAUAAAACAGAUGUUGCUAUCAGCAUUUUUGUUACCUGUGCUGGUUUGUGGUACAGCUUUCUUUAUCAACUUCAUUGCCAUGUACUAUCAUGCAUCUAGGGCAAUUCCGUUUGGUAGUAUGAUAGCUGUCAUGUCCAUUUGUACUUUUGUUAUACUACCUUUAACUUUAGUAGGAACAGUCCUUGGUCGCAAUUUAGCAGGUCAGCCUGAUUAUCCUUGUCGUAUUAAUGCUGUUCCAAGACCUAUUCCAGAAAAGAAAUGGUUUAUGGAACCUUUAAUAAUCAUUAUUGUAGGAGGAAUAUUACCAUUUGGUUCAAUCUUUAUUGAAAUGUAUUUCAUCUUUACCUCAUUCUGGGCAUACAAAAUUUACUAUGUGUAUGGAUUUAUGUUGCUGGUAUUCCUAAUUUUGAUGAUUGUUACUGUCUGUGUUACCAUUGUUUGCACUUACUUUUUGUUGAAUGCUGAAGAUUAUCGUUGGCAGUGGACUAGUUUCCUCUCUGCUGGUAGUACCUCCAUCUAUGUUUACUUGUACUCUUUCUAUUACUUUGUUUUCAAAACAAAAAUGUAUGGGCUUUUUCAAACUGCAUUCUACUUUGGCUACAUGGCUCUAUUCAGCUUAGCUCUGGGUAUUAUUUGUGGUACUGUGGGGUACAUUGGCACAAGCAUAUUUGUCAGGAAGAUUUAUUCAACUGUUAAGAUCGAUUGAAAUGUUGUGAUUAUAUUUGAGGGUUUUGUUAGAGAAGAUUGUAAUUUCAACUCAUUGGGAAUGUAACAACACAAAGCAAUCAAAUUAACAGAUAGCAUUUAUAAUUGGUUCAAACUUGUGUAAAUUUAAGUGUCAAUCAGAAUAAUUUCAAAUUAAAAUGUUGAAUACAUUCCUUAAAAAAUGAAGAUUGUGCUACACAGCAUUUAGAUUAUUCUAAUUACAUACUAAUAUUAGGCACCUACUUUAAACUCUUUACAAAUGAAAAUAAUAUAAUUGUAAUAAUUAGAAUUCUUCACUAUGGAAAUUAUUCAUACAUUAAAAAUGUUAUUAAAUGUUGUAUUCAAAUCUAUUAUUUAUCACUGCCAUGAUAUGUUUUGUCAUGUUUUCAAAUUAUACAAUAUCAUCAUAAUAGUAGACCUACUAUGUAUGUAAGUAUAUUACCUUGUACUUGUACUCUAAUCUUUUCCGUUGUUUACAUUGUGUCCUAUAAUGUUUUAAGUGUGAAAAAAAUUAUAAAUUAGUAGUUAAAUUGUAUGUAAUGUAAAGCUGAAGUAAAUAGAACAUGUAGUUUAAUAAUGCUGCUAACUAUGAGAGUAUUAAAGCUAAGAGCUCUGAAAGGUAUAUGUGACAUUUCAAGUUAUUGUGGUAUAAUUUAGUCAUAAUGGUAUGCUAAUAUAAUAUAAAUAAACUACACAUUAUUAUGUUUAUCUAGAGUAAUUUAUGAACUGGCCAAUUUGUUCUGUUAUCCAUUGUAUUUUUAUUAUUGUUUUAGUCAUUAUAAUAUGUAACUAUGAUCCCUAAAUUACUGUCAUGCUAUUGUAAUUGUGUGUAAAUAUUUCCCAGUCUUUCUAGUGUAAAAUUAUUAUAUCUUAGUGUUACUGGUACUUCACUGAUAGUGUAAUGACUGGUGGUAUAUUUAUAGUAAAUAUUUCUCUAAAAACUAAAUCAUAAGUUUGUAUGUUUAGUUAUCAAAUAUAAUAAUAUAUUAUAUUUCAUUGCAGUUUUAGUUUUAACAUUAAAAGUUACAGAAAUGUCUCAAAAACUACUAUCAUUACGUUGUGCUGAUGUCUAACUGGCUUAAACUUUGUAAAUACUAGGGCAUUAAUACUUUAAUUAAGAAUACCUAAGUUCUGGAACUUUAUUGCGAUUCUACCAGUUCGCCAUUUUAACAAAUUAAUGUCACGACAAAUUUACAACAUGUAUGCCAUCCAAUUCUCUUGUAACUAUUUUGGCAUAAAAUAAAGACGAAUAAUGAUA
This is a messenger RNA of Spodoptera litura, 3096 nucleotides long. It is a transcript of the gene TM9SF3, whose product is annotated as transmembrane 9 superfamily protein member 3. Gene Ontology annotation, cellular component: membrane. NCBI's taxonomy places the organism in Eukaryota, Metazoa, Arthropoda, Insecta, Lepidoptera, Noctuidae. Gene Ontology annotation, biological process: protein localization to membrane. The record is from RefSeq and is a predicted model, not a curated record.